AUCAAUCACGAGUCACGACCUAGACUCAGAAAGGGAAAGGUGGAGCCUAAAAUCGAUUAACGAAGCGUACCCGUUCGUGUAAGCAUUUUUAUUGGUUGCAAGAAAAAAGAAAGGAAGUGUUUAGUUCACUCCGGAGUUUAACUGGAAGAGAAACGAAAAUAAAAGUAUUUGCACAAAGAAACUGAUACAAAGUAUCUAUACGAAAAACAAAGUAACUCGUUUAUAAUAAUGUCUGGCUCAUCAUUUAACCGAGGUCCUGCUUAUGGGUUUUCUGCAGAAGUCAAAAGCAAGAUUGCCGGAAAGUACGACCCUCAGAGAGAGGAGGAGCUAAAGGUCUGGAUCGAGGAUACGACAGGAUGUGACAUCGGGGAAGACUUCCAGAAAGGCCUGAAAAAUGGUGUCAUCUUGUGCAAACUGAUCAACAAACUUCAACCUGGCUCUGUGAAAAAGAUCAACUCAUCCACCAUGAACUGGCAUCAGCUGGAGAACAUCACCAACUUCAUCAAAUCUAUACAAAUGUACGGCCUGAAGCCCCAUGAUAUCUUUGAGGCCAACGACCUGUUUGAGAGUGGGAACAUGACCCAGGUCCAGAGCACACUGCUGUCUCUCGCUGGCACGGCCAAGACCAAGGGCUGCCAGUCCCGAGUGGACAUUGGGGUGAAGUACGCAGACAAACAGGAGAGGCUAUUCGACGAGGAGAAGAUGAAGGCCGGACAGUGUGUCAUCGGACUGCAGAUGGGGACGAAUAAGUGUGCCAGCCAGGCGGGCAUGAAUGCAUACGGCACCAGGAGGCACCUCUACGAUCCCAAGGCUCACAUCCUGCCCCCCAUGGACAACUCCACCAUCAGUCUGCAAAUGGGCACCAACAAGGGGGCCAGUCAGGCUGGCAUGACAGCUCCAGGAACCCGCCGUGCCAUCUACGACCAGAAGCUGGGCACAGACAAAUGUGACAACAGCACCAUGUCACUGCAGAUGGGCUCCAACGCAGGCGCCAAUCAGAGCGGGCAGAACUUUGGCCUGGGUCGUCAGAUCUACAACGCUAAGUACUGCCCCAAGAACGAGGAGGGCGAGGAGGAGCAGAAUGGGGCCGGAGCCGAAUAUGUCCCUGACUACCAAGACGAGGGUUACCAAGAAUACAAAGAUGAAGCGGUGCCGGUGUACCAACAAGAGGGGACGGGUUAUUAAGAGGGGACGGGUUAUUAAGAGGGGACGGGUUAUUAAGAGGGGACGGGUUAUUAAGAGGGGACGGGUUAUUAAGAGGGGACGGGUUAUUAAGAGGGGAGUUGUGCUGGUUGAAAACAGAAGAAACAUCAAGGAAGGCUUUUUCAAAGUUAUUUGUUACAUAGGAUUUUCCGCCUUUUGGUUGAUCUCCUUUUGGUAUUGGACAAUAGUGCCCUCUUGCCCUCAUUUAAGCGCUGGUUAGGACCAAUGUUAGACAUAUCUCACAUGUACUAUGCAUUAGUAGGUUUUUAUAUUCCUGUUGAAAUGGCUAUGCUUAUGUGUUUUUAAAGUGUAACCACUAAAGCCAGUACUGGUGUCUGGGCUGUGAUUAGCUUUUUAUAUCCCAGUGAUUAGCUUUUAGUAAAGUACCAAAGCCCUCUUGCCAGUUUCCCCCUCGACAACUGUUUGCCAACUAAUGUAAAUUGCUACAUUUAAACGUUUAUGCCAAUAAUUUUUUAUCUUCAGGCAAAUAUUGCCUGUAAUCCAUCUUCGACAGGAUCCAAUAGAAUUCAAUUAUUAAAAAUCCUCAUUUCAAAAAUGGACUGUUCCAUAGUUGUAAUUUACCUAUCCUUGUACCAAAGGUCAUAUUGUUAAUGUAACCUAUAUACAUUUAUAUUACCUUAAUUGAUGUGAAUAAGAAUGUGAAUUUGUGGUAAUUGUUUGUGCCCAUUCAGUAUUUUUACUUGGUAGUAUAAAAGACAACAAGAUGUAUCUGUUUGGACCAUGGAAACGAACCACCAUCCACUUUUUUAUGUAUGCCAACUUUCUUUGGAGGAAAUAUUUCCUUUGUUUGCCUAACCAGAACAACUGGAGCCAAGGUUGUUUUCUUUGGCUUAGAGUAUCUUGAAAAAAAAACAUUCAGGCUUUCAACAUUCUGAGCUGGAUACUGGAUUCAUUUUGUCAAUUUUCUUCAUUGUAUAAUGUUUUAAUGGAUUCACUGAUGACUGAUAAGAGGACCAAACAUAUUUUUUAACUCUGUCAUUCAAAGUGAUUAUUUAUAUAUAGUUUUGUUAAGUGUUUUGUACCGACUCUGAAGGGAAAUUUGCUCUUACUACCUUUUUGGUUUUAUAUAUAUAUUCCUUGGGCUUUCCUUUCGAUCCAUAUUUUCAUUAUGAAUAGAAACAUUUAUGAAAGUUGGGAAAUAUGUGUGAAUAAAGUGUAAUAAAGACGUACAUUGUAUACAAA
Messenger RNA from Salmo salar (Atlantic salmon), 2406 nucleotides. Its product is annotated as calponin-2. The record is from RefSeq and is a predicted model, not a curated record. Gene Ontology annotation, biological process: actin filament organization; actomyosin structure organization. Lineage: Eukaryota; Metazoa; Chordata; Actinopteri; Salmoniformes; Salmonidae. Gene Ontology annotation, molecular function: actin filament binding. Gene Ontology annotation, cellular component: focal adhesion; actin cytoskeleton.